AGCAGAAACUGUUUGUGUCACGGAAGCGCAAAGAUUAGGUUACGUAGUACACAUGUAUUCUGCAGAUCCAGGCCUGCCAGUGGAAGGAAACGCAGCGGACUCAGAGGUUGUCUUACUAACGAGGAAAUAUUAUAAGAUAUUAAAACAUUCUGCUGCAUAUUUAAACUGAAGACCAGAAACCGCGGUUUGACGGUUUUGGAAUUACGAACGCGUUCUUUUGGAGUGAGGUCUUGAGACAGAAGUUCCACUUGGAUGCCCAAAAUACACACUUUGUCCAGAUUUCAUCAUGAAUCGGAAUAAGCGCGAAAAGGAGUUUUACAGUUUAGAUGUCGGUGAUUCCACGUUUACGGUUUUGAAGCGCUACCAGAAUUUAAGACCCAUCGGCUCCGGAGCACAGGGAAUUGUCUGCUCAGCGUAUGACCACAACCUCGAACGCAAUGUUGCAAUUAAAAAACUCAGCCGGCCUUUCCAGAACCAGACCCAUGCCAAAAGAGCUUACAGAGAACUGGUGCUCAUGAAAUGUGUCAACCAUAAGAACAUUAUUGGCUUGCUAAAUGUAUUCACGCCACAGAAGACACUGGAGGAGUUCCAAGACGUCUAUAUUGUGAUGGAGCUGAUGGAUGCCAACCUGUGCCAGGUGAUCCAGAUGGAGCUGGACCACGAGCGGCUGUCCUAUCUGCUCUACCAGAUGCUGUGUGGCAUCAAGCACCUUCACGCCGCAGGCAUCAUACACAGGGAUCUGAAACCCAGCAACAUUGUGGUUAAGUCGGACUGCACACUGAAGAUCCUGGACUUCGGAUUGGCCAGGACAGCGGCCACAGGCCUCCUGAUGACCCCGUAUGUGGUGACCCGCUACUACCGCGCCCCUGAAGUCAUCUUGGGCAUGGGUUACCAGGCCAACGUGGAUAUAUGGGCUGUGGGCUGCAUUAUGGCAGAAAUGGUUCGCCACAAAAUCCUUUUUCCAGGAAGGGAUUAUAUUGAUCAGUGGAACAAGGUGAUCGAGCAGUUGGGGACUCCCAGUCAGGAGUUCCUGAUGAAGCUCAACCAGUCGGUAAGGACCUACGUGGAGAACAGACCCCGCUACGCCGGGUUCACCUUUGAGAAGCUCUUCCCCGACGUCCUCUUCCCAGCCGACUCGGAGCACAACAAACUGAAAGCAAGUCAAGCCAGAGACCUAUUAUCAAAGAUGUUGGUAAUAGAUGCAUCCAAACGGAUCUCUGUGAGCGAGGCUCUCCAGCACCCCUACAUCAACGUGUGGUAUGAUCCAACUGAAGUGGAGGCGCCCCCACCGUUGAUCACUGACAAGCAGCUGGAUGAGAGGGAACACACAGUGGAGGAGUGGAAAGAUUUGAUAUACAUGGAGGUCCAGGACUGGGAGGAGAGAACGAAGAAUGGAGUGAUCCGGGGACAGCCAGCGUCUUUAGGUAGCACAGGUGCAGCAGUGAGCAGCGGCUCCCAGCAGUACCCUUCUGUAUCGUCCUCGUCCGUCAACGAUGUGUCCACCGACCCCACCCUGGCUUCCGACACGGACAGCAGCCUGGAGACAGCCUCUAACACGGACCCACUGGGCUGCUGCAGAUGACUAUCACCCUGCCCUGGGUCCUGUCCCACCGGUCCCUCCGCUUGUCUUCAAUGGUGUAGAGUUUAGGCCAGUUUCACCUUUUUUUAAAUGAUUUUUUUUAAUCCUUUAUAAUUUUCCCCGAAAACUACUGCUACAGAGUUAUUUGAGUUAUUUUCUUUUUGAGUCCAGCCUGUAAUUUAUUGUGGCAUAUCAAUAUUUUUUUAACCAUGAGAAUGACUUCACUAUGCUGUGGUUUCGACCGCUGGUGAGAAUUUGAGAACAUCUGUAAAAGCUUUAUCAAAGCUUUUUUUGUUUGUUUUCAGUUUCAUCAACUUUUGUUUCAAGAUACUGCUAUUUCAACUGGCCAUAUUGAUGUUGAAUGAGUUUGUACAGAUUUUAUGGUAAAUAUAUUUUUUUCAAUUUUAGUUUGCAGUAAGCCAUUUCAACUAUCAUUUAAUUGAUGUCUAAUUUUAGUACUCCCCUUCAGAAUAGUAGUAUUACUUUGCCUAUUUCAUAUGGGAUUUUGUGUUUUAUUGCGUGUAUCCAUUGGAUUGAAUUUCGAGAAACUUUAGAACUGUUUUCCUCUUGUGAGUCACUACUUCCUUGUAAGAAAAUCCAAGUUGAUGAAACGGCUUUCUUUUUUUUCUCUCUGUUCUUUGUUAGUUUAGUCUUAAAAUAUCUCAAAAUGCUGUUUGAUUCCUGAACCAUUUUUCCUUUUGGUAAGAGAAGAAAUGUUGUGUUUCUUUUUUUUCAGUAAAAAAGUUUGCCUGAAUUAUCUUUUCACAUUUGAUGGGUAUUCCAGUAUAUGAUCAAAAUGAUGCCGAUAGGUCCAGACAGGAAACAGCUCAGAAGAUCAUUUGAAUUUUUGUCACGAGAGCUGAAGGCACUUUGUCCUCUGCUCUGGUCAGUUAUUCACCCGCGGUUCUUUUCUCCAGGUGGCUUUUGCUUUGACAGUGGGGUUAUGUUAAACACUAGGACAGGGAAAGCUGGCAGUGGCUCUACUGUACAGGUGUAUGCUGAGAAGCGUUGUGAGAAAUGAGAUGUGACUAGUUAGAACACACCACUUGUGAGGAGUCCUAUGAAGACUGCGCUUCGGUUCAGUCCAAACGUGGACGUAGAGAGGGCUUGUGUAUGUGGUGAUGCUGAUUGUCUUCGGAGGGAUGGAGAUUUUGCAGGCUGCAAGCGCAGAAACAAACGAUAUACCCCCCCCAAAAAAAAAAAAUUGGAUUUCAUUUUAUUCAUGUAAUAUCAAUGUACCUGAAUGAUUUUGUCUUUACGGUUGCCAACGUGCUGCAUAUUGAACAUUUCAGAUUGGGAAAAUGAUGAGUGUAAUAAGAUGAGUCUCAGAGAAGGUAUUGGCUAAGCCCUUUGCAGAAGGUGUAUGCAUGUGUGCACUAAAUCUAUUUCACACUAAGCUUAGUACAGUACUUCACAAAAUAAUUACUGAACCACCACGAAAUCCAAGGUAGUCAAUGAUUCUGAACUGUAUGCAAUAAUAGUGUCCCUCCAGUGUAUUUUUUUUUCAAAUGAUUUUGCUUUUAAAAGGGAAAAGUGCCUGUAGUUUGUCAAUCGUUCAUUCCUGAGUAUCUAGGGAGAGGAGUAGUCGUCAUGGUGUGUAUACUGUAGGUCAUUAAUGGUUUUGUGAUAUAAGGACUAUAGUAGUUUCCACGAAUAAGUCAAUCACAUUUUGAGGCCGUUAUAAAAAAAAAUGCACUGUAUAUUUUUCUACGGCAUCGGUAUGACCCUGAAGUUGGAGACUACAUUCUGUCAAGCGGAUGAUGUAUGCUUUAGAAUAUUUUAGCACAUAAUAUACAUUUGAAAUAGUUUCAGAAAGGGGCAGUUUUAGGUAGGUCUUUCAUCAAAGUAAUUUUUUAAAUGUUGAAAAAAAUAUAACAAUCACUGGUAGGCAUGUGCGGUUUGCGGCUUUACUUUGCAUAAUGAGAAUGUGCUUGAUGAUUUUGGAAGGGAAGAUUUCUUUUGCCUAAUUUCCUCGGUUUUAUAUUAAA
This is a messenger RNA of Oncorhynchus gorbuscha (pink salmon), 3567 nucleotides long. RefSeq names its product mitogen-activated protein kinase 8-like. The record is from RefSeq and is a predicted model, not a curated record. The transcript has 12 exons. NCBI's taxonomy places the organism in Eukaryota, Metazoa, Chordata, Actinopteri, Salmoniformes, Salmonidae. Bases 287 to 1582 code for a protein of 431 amino acids. Gene Ontology annotation, biological process: protein phosphorylation; JNK cascade. Gene Ontology annotation, molecular function: ATP binding; JUN kinase activity. Gene Ontology annotation, cellular component: cytoplasm; nucleus.